AUGCUUCGAGAGGAGUAUGAGAGAUUGCACUGCUGUCCCCCUCCCCCUCACCCAUCCGCUUCCAUUCAUUCUUCCACAAAUACCUAUCAAAUCCCUAAAGAUAUGGCUGUUGACGCUGAAGUGAUUGCGAAGAUCGAUGAUGGAUACAACAAGCUGCAGGCAGCCAGUGAUUGCCAUUCGCUCCUCAAGAAGCACCUCACCCGCGACGUCGUUGACUCUCUGAAAGACCGAAAGACUAAGCUCGGCGCAAACCUUCUUGAUGUCAUCCAGUCUGGUGUGGCAAAUCUCGAUUCGGGAGUUGGAGUCUAUGCGCCCGAUGCUGAAUCCUACACCACUUUCAAGGAGCUUUUUGAUCCGAUUAUUGAAGAGUACCACAAUGGCUUCAAGCCUGACCAGGUGCAACCAGCCACCGAUCUCGGAGAGAGCAAAGUUGGAGAGCUUCCCGAUCUUGAUCCUGAGGGCAAGUAUAUCAACUCGACUCGUAUCCGUUGCGGACGAUCACUCGCCGGUUUCCCCUUUAACCCUUGCCUCACCGAGGAGAACUAUUUGGAGAUGGAAAAGACUGUUCGCAACAUCUUCGAUCACAUUAAAGAAGGAGAAUUGGAGGGAAACUAUUACCCGUUAGAUGGAAUGACGAAAGAGAUUCAAACGCAACUCAUCAAGGAUCAUUUCCUCUUCAAGGAGGGAGAUCGUUUCCUCCAAGCCGCUAACGCUUGCCGUUUCUGGCCAAAGGGACGCGGAAUCUUCCACAACAAGGACAAAACUUUCUUGGUUUGGGUGAAUGAAGAGGAUCAUCUCAGAAUCAUUUCCAUGCAAAAUGGCGGAAAUGUAGGACAGGUAUUGGGCCGAUUGAUCAAGGGAGUGAAGACGAUUCAAGAGCAAGCCCCAUUCUCGCGUCAUGAGCGCCUCGGAUGGUUGACCUUCUGUCCAUCAAACUUGGGAACGACUGUUCGAGCCUCGGUUCACAUUCGACUUCCAAAGAUCUCGGCUCGACCCGAAUUCAAGUCGAUUUGCGAUGGGUUGAAGUUGCAGAUUCGUGGAAUCCACGGAGAACACUCGGAAUCUGAGGGAGGAGUCUAUGAUAUCUCGAACAAGGCUCGUCUUGGCCUCACCGAGUACGAGGCGGUCAAGCAAAUGUACGACGGAGUGAAACAUUUAAUCGAUUUGGAGAAGAAAGCCGAAACCGCA
Molecule: messenger RNA, 1188 nt
Organism: Mesorhabditis belari
Lineage: Eukaryota; Metazoa; Nematoda; Chromadorea; Rhabditida; Rhabditidae
Source: the annotation of a GenBank genome assembly